Messenger RNA from Seriola dumerili (greater amberjack), 609 nucleotides. Its product is annotated as eotaxin-like. Gene Ontology annotation, molecular function: CCR chemokine receptor binding; chemokine activity. The record is from RefSeq and is a predicted model, not a curated record. Gene Ontology annotation, cellular component: extracellular region. Bases 80 to 355 code for a protein of 91 amino acids. The transcript has 3 exons. Gene Ontology annotation, biological process: chemokine-mediated signaling pathway; positive regulation of GTPase activity; lymphocyte chemotaxis. Lineage: Eukaryota; Metazoa; Chordata; Actinopteri; Carangiformes; Carangidae.
UUCUUUUUAGAAGCCCUUUACUGCAGUUAAAGAGCGGUCGUGUUAAUAUCCGUCAUCUCUGGAAGAAUAUCAAGUCAUCAUGAGGACCUUCCACAUCCUUCUGCUCUGCAUGCUGGGAGCUACACUUGUCUCCCUGGUGGCCUGCAACGCUGCCAUCGGUCCUGACAACUGCUGCUUCACUUUCUACCAAGACGCAGUGAAGAGGAAGCCUCAUCAGUCAUAUGACGUGACUGAUUUCCGUUGCCCGAAGACUGGAGUCAUUUUUGUGACACAAAAGUCUCGUCGCAUCUGCGUGGAUCCAAGUCUCUCCUGGGUUCAGGGCAUCAUGAAAACUGUGGAUGAAAACUCCUUUUAAACCGACCUGCCAGUCUGGAGAACGUUACUGCUGUGUUUGUUGUUUUAUCAAGUCAAAUAUUGUGAAAGGUUUGACAUGUUUGCUACAAUAUAGGAAUGAUUUUAGUGUUCAUGUGCAAGUAGUAAUCAAAGAUUUUGCUUUCAAAUGGAAUCAGUUUGAGCCUGAACUGGUGCAACAGAUCCUUUGUGUGUUCUGCCUUUUGGAUGCUUUGUAUUAUCUACAAUAUCAUACAGAAUAAACAUCAUACAGAUACA